Molecule: messenger RNA, 1288 nt
Organism: Exophiala viscosa
Lineage: Eukaryota; Fungi; Ascomycota; Eurotiomycetes; Chaetothyriales; Herpotrichiellaceae
Exons: 4
Coding region: 177-1187 (336 amino acids)
Source: RefSeq, a predicted model, not a curated record
AGAGUCCGUCACCAUGACGACUCUCAGUUGCUUUACGUGUGUCAUACUCAAUUGAAACCAAGGUAAAAGUCUCGGAGUACCACCUGUCUCGACGACCUUCAUCUACCUUACUCCUCUUCCCUACAAGACUCCUUCCUACUAACCACUACCCUGUCCUUGAUUCACUCUGACCAAAAAUGUCACGCAACAUCUGCAUCACCGCCGUCGAUGGCCACACAGGGUACUCCAUCGCUGAGUUCAUUCUCAGUCAUGAUAACCUCAAGAAGAAAGUCGGCACUAUCACCGGCCUUGCACUCAAGCCUCAAUCCCAGCAUGCCAAAGACCUUUCCAAAAUGGGCGUCAAGAUCGUGCCUCACAAGCCGGGUAGGAUGAAGGAGAUGGUCAACACUAUGAAAUCCACCGGCGCCGACACCGUCUGCCUGAUCCCACCGGCGCAUCAAGACAAAGUCGAAAUCACUCAGGAACUCAUCGAAGCUACCAAGCGAGCCAACAUACCAAACGUCUGCUUCAUCAGCUCCGCUGGAUGCGACCUCGCAGAUCCACAGAAACAGCCACGUCUUCGGGAGUUCAUCGAGCUUGAGACCCUCGUGUUGGCUAGCAAAGGCGACACAUCGACAGAGACUGGUCAUUCGCCUGUCGUUAUUCGCCCCGGAUUCUAUGCUGAGAAUCUCCUGCUCUAUGCCCCUCAAUUGCUGGAAGAAAAGAGCAUCCCGCUUCCUAUUGGCGAGAGUCACAAAUUCGCACCCAUGGCCAUCAAAGAUCUAGCCAACGUGGCCGCCAAUGUUCUGACCGGUAAAGGCAAGCACGGCUUCAGCGACAAGCAUCGGGGCCAAUUGAUGGUUUUGACCGGACCGUUGCUCUGCGCGGGCAAAGAACUUGCAACAGCAGCUAGUCAAAGUCUAGGCGAAGAACUCGAAUUUGAGGACAUCUCCGAGAACGAAGCGAAGAAGGUCCUCCAAGCGCAGUCCGACUUGGAUCCCUCUGAACUGCAAUACCUCCUCGAAUACUACUCGCUCGUCCGCGAGGGAAAGACCAACUACAUCUCUACCACCGCGUUCCAUGACGUGACUGGACAACACCCCCUUGAGCCACCGGAGUUCUUCAAGGAGGCUAGUCAACAGCUGAAAGCGCACGCGCAGAAUGGAAAGAAUGGUCACCAGAGCAAGAAGAGGAAGACCGAAGACUGACAGAGCCGUCUUGCGGGAAUAGGGGCAAUACAACAAAGUUGAAGCUUAGGGCGUAAGAUAUCUCGCGGGUUGGAAAGUUUCGCGCAUGCAUGUUGCAUAGG